Molecule: messenger RNA, 1668 nt
Organism: Frankliniella occidentalis (western flower thrips)
Lineage: Eukaryota; Metazoa; Arthropoda; Insecta; Thysanoptera; Thripidae
Product: ankyrin repeat domain-containing protein 39
Exons: 3
Coding region: 183-683 (166 amino acids)
Biological process (GO): negative regulation of biosynthetic process
Molecular function (GO): protein binding
Source: RefSeq, a predicted model, not a curated record
AGAUUUGAAGACUGCUCCAGUUCAAUUACUUAAGACUUCACUUGACUUUAUGCAUUUUUCAUACUUCAAAUCUUUACUAGUAUUUUAAUUCACACUUUUAUUUGUCCCGCUUCCACCACAUCCAAUUGGUGUGAUACAUAUUUUGGAAUGUGCAGCUCAUAAGAGUUUAAAGAAACCUCAAAAUGUGUGAUCAUGAUCAUUCAUCAGCAUCAAGCAAUCCCAGUGUACACCAGACUUUUGAUGAAUUAGAAUUUGAUAGAAGCUUGGGCAACGCUGCGUUGUGUGGAGAGGUUGAUAAAGUUGUAGAACACCUACGCAAAGGGACCAAUGUGAAUUCUCUUGAUGCUGGAGGGUAUGCACCAAUCCACUAUGCUGCAAGGCAAGGCCAUAUCAACAUUGCAAGGUUGUUGCUAAGCCAUGGAGGAGACGUCAACAUUCAAACAAGAUCUGGUAGAGCAACAGCUCUUCUGCGAGCAGCCUUCUCUGGAAAAAAAGAAAUGUGUCAGUUUCUCAUAGAAAAAGGAGCUGAUGUCAAAGCAGUUGAUGAUGAUGGACAAACAGUUCUUCACAGAGCAGUGAAAUCAGGUCAUUUGCCCCUAGUAAACUAUAUUCUUGAAAUUGCACCAGAACUCAAAACUCAAGCAGAUAAGAGAGGACUUGUACCAAUGAUUGGAGACUUGUAAACGCCUCAGAAUCUUUACUUACUUUGUUUUUAAAGCUCACAAAUAAUACUAAUGAUUCAGUGAAUUUCAAUUUACCAUAAACUUAAAGAAAGCAAAAUAGUUUCCCUUUUAUUUUCAUAAAUGGUAAUAGAGAAUAGGACUGAUAUGUCAGAGUGUAGAAUGGUGCUGAAUUCAUAUUCAUUAGUUUAAUUCAAUUUUUUAGGGACAAAAAUUAUUUGCAUGAAAUUUGGGAAAGUGGAAACUUGACUUUCAAAGUGAUUUACUUUUCCACUUUUGCAGCCCAAUCAGCCGGCAGCCGGCUUUCACUCUCAUUGCUUAUCGUCUUUGGCAUAUUUUGUAUCUUCUAAAAUGCUUAAGCACCAAUUUUCACUCAUGUAGUUAAUUUAGUUAAGUGCCAUGUUUGAACAGUAUUUGUUGUAUAUUUUUAUUGGUCUGAAUUGUUUUUGUUAUUUUCAUUACUGAAAAACUUUGUUUUCUUUUCCCCCUGUUUUUACCACCUAUGUUUAAUUUAUUUGAUCUUAGUGCCAUUCCUUAUCUGCAUUUGCAAUUCAUUCAUACAAUUCAAUUAAUCAUAUCUCCAAUGGAUUUUUGUUAUGCUUCCAUAUUAAGUGGCAGGCAAAUAAUGAUAAUUAUUAUUCCAUUUAUUGCAAUUGUAUCACAAUUAUUGAAAAAAUAAGAAGCCUUUAUACAUUUUGAAUUGUUACUAACAGUUGAAUCAUAUGUAAUUGUCCAAUGAUGCUACACUUUUGGUGUUUAUUUUUUUUCUCCUGUUGCUUAAUCUUGAGCUUGAGAGACUGUUUCCUACACUGUAAAUUAUAUGUAUACUUUUACAUCACAUUCUGUAAGGUCCAUAUAUAUAUAUAUCAGAAACCUAUCACAAUAUCUCUAGCUUAAGCACAAUUUUGCCUUCUCCAUGUUAAUAUACGUGGUAGCUCAUUCGGUUCAGCUGAUGAUGUGAAGACAUUAAAUCCUACACACAAUGAUA